Messenger RNA from Spodoptera litura, 551 nucleotides. RefSeq lists its product as uncharacterized. Lineage: Eukaryota; Metazoa; Arthropoda; Insecta; Lepidoptera; Noctuidae. The record is from RefSeq and is a predicted model, not a curated record.
UCAUAAAUUACGGACGUCAAAUAAAACAAACCGCAUUCACCACAGGAAAUUAUAAUAAUACAGUUUGUAAAUAUAUUCAGCCUCACAGUAAUGUGAGAACAUCGAUUGAGCACACACUGGUUGCGGAGUAGGCGAGUGGUGAGUGCUGCAGACGAUGGCGACGCGGCUGGCGCAUGCGGUGGCCGCCAUCCUCACCAUGAUCCUGCUGUUCCUCAGACAGCGCUGUGCCGUGGAAGCCAGUGCCAGCCGUGACGUUAGCAAGCGCGGGUUGUGCGCGUGUCCGUGCGGCGCCUGGUCCCGCGCUGCGCUGGCGAUGUUCUCCGCGGAGUGCGUGGCGUGCGCGCGCGCCGCCGCCUGCUGCUACCAGCAGUGCUGGCUGCCCAAGUACAAGCGCGACCCGGAGAUAACGCUUGACAACGAGUAUCUCGGCCAGCAUCCGCGCGACCAGACCGAAUAACUCUCACACCCCGCUUCUAGUCAUUAUUUACCAUUCUUCAAACUUACUAUUAUACCUGUCGUCUUGUACUAAAAUGUUAAUAAAAAGCGCAAUA